Messenger RNA from Penicillium verhagenii, 1515 nucleotides. Its product is annotated as WD40 repeat domain-containing protein. The record is from RefSeq and is a predicted model, not a curated record. Bases 1 to 1515 code for a protein of 504 amino acids. Gene Ontology annotation, molecular function: protein binding. The transcript has a single exon. NCBI's taxonomy places the organism in Eukaryota, Fungi, Ascomycota, Eurotiomycetes, Eurotiales, Aspergillaceae.
AUGUCCACCAACGACCACCGCGAUGAGGACGCCUAUAUCGGCGCUGACGAGGGUGAAGAGAUUUUCCAAAAUGACGAGGAUCACCCUAUGGAGUCCGACGGUGAAGAUGAAGAUCAGCCCAUGACCUAUGACGAGCAAAUCACUUUCCAGAACGACUCAUCCGCACACUUUGAUUCCCACGCCGACUCUGUUUUCUGUGUCGCACAGCACCCAGUGCAUAACAACAUCGUUAUCACCGGAGCUGGUGAUGACACUGCCUACAUCUUCGACUCUACACCCGCCCAGCGGCCCCUUCUUCCUCAGAGCUACGAAUCAAACCCGCAGCCCCGUGAGCGCGAGUCCCUGAAGCCGCUUGGCAAGCUCGAUGGACACAGCGACACAGUCAAUGCAGUGGCUUUCACCGAGCCUGCAGGUGAAUAUGUGGUGACAGCCGGUCUCGAUGGCAAGCUGCGCGCUUGGCGCGAUUCCACACAGGAUAAGACCGGCUACACCUGGGACUUUGUCGCGGAAGCGCAAGAGGUGGAAGAGAUCAACUGGGUUGCUGUUUGCCCCUACCAGCAAGGGAGCGAGGAGAAGCGCAAUGUGAUUGCUCUGGGUGCCAACGAUGGUAGUGCCUGGGUUUUCCGCAUCGAUCACACCGAUUCUCAACCCAUUUCUAUUAUUCAGACAUUCUUCCAGCACACCGGCUCAUGCACCGCCGGUGCAUGGACUCCUGAUGGAAAUCUUCUGGCCACCGUAUCGGAAGACGGAAGCUUCUACGUCUACGAUGUCUUUGGAGCUGCUGCCGCAGCGGGUAUCUCCGGAUCCCAAGGAACCAACACUGUUGUUGCCUUGACUGCGGAGGAUCAGCGUUUCGCUGUCGACGGUGGAUUGUACACUGUUGCUAUUUCCCCCGGUGGUGGUAUUGCGGCUGUUGGUGGUGCCGAGGGCCAUAUCAGAGUUAUCGGUCUUCCCCGCCUUGCGGGCGCCGCCCCGGGCCCAAAGGGCAAGGGCCAAACAGCCCAUGCUACCACUGCCUCUGCCGCUGGCACUAUUAUUGCUGCGCUGCAAGCUCAGUCGGAUGGUGUUGAGACUUUGUCCUUCUCCCAACCCCCGCUGACACUUCUCGCUGCGGGCUCAGUUGAUGGAAGUAUUGCACUAUUCGAUGCGGCUCACCGGUUCGCGGUCCGUCGCCAUAUCAAGGAGGCCCAUGAAGGUAGUGCUGUGGUCAAGGUUGAGUUCUUGAAAACCGGCGCACCUAUUGCCCGUGGGCCUGUAAACGCCGCCGGUCAGCCCCGAUCAUGGUUGCUUACCUCUGUUGGUUUAGACGGCGUUGUUCGUCGGUGGGAUGCGCGUGGUGGUACCGCAGCAGCCGCAUAUGGCCAACUGCAAGAGUGGAAGGGACACAUGGCUGCCGUCGAAAAUGAGGACGGUGAACAGGCUGGUGGUAUCAUGGGCUUCGUUCAAGGAUUUGAUGGCAAGCGCAUUGUCACUGCUGGCGAUGAUGGCAUCUCCUUGGUGUUCGAGGAACAGUAG